AUGACUUCUAUAAGUGGACUGUCUCGACCUUUCACAGGACAAAUGUUCUGUUGUACAGGAAUACCAUCCUCCCAAAGAGAAGAAAUGGCAACCAAAAUAGAAACACUAGGAGGAAAGCACUACAGUGAUCUCAUGUCUGAUGUCAACUAUCUUAUCGUGGGUGACCGGAAUACAGAAAAGUAUCGGUUCUGUAUCCGAAACCGUGCAGAUAUCAAGUUUGUAACAGUUCAAUCUGUGCUUAAAGUACACCAUGCAUGGAUCAAUGGAGAAGAAAAUCCAGAAGAAAUGAACAUUGAUAAAUAUUUACUUCCGAUAUUCCACAAUAUCAACAUUUGCUUUUCACGUAUCGACUUGUCAACAUCACAGAUUUCAGGUUUAUUGAACUGUAAGUUCAGACAGAACAAGAGUACUUCAUUUUCACCUUCCUCAUUCUUUACCUAUAAGAAUCUAGCGACAAUAGUUUCUCAAAACGGAGGCAAAUCCACUGAAUCCUUAUCACUAACAAAUACAUGUGUAGUAAGUACCGAUUUACGCGGGAAGAGAUACGCCAAGGCUGUUGAAUGGGAUAAGCCCGUGGUUCAUCCAUUGUGGAUAUUUGAUAGUUUGAUUAGAGGGGCCGCUUUGGAUUUUGAAGAUUAUGCAUUGACUAAUGAUCCAUUGGAGAUGUAUGAGCGUGGAUGUAGCGUUUGGUCACAACUUGAUCUAAACUCAACAGUUUCAAGCGAACGGGAAAAAUCCACCACUCCUGUGCGUACAACUACAUUGACUGAACUGAAGAAAAUAAAUAAAUUGAAACGGAGCCAUAAUGAUGAGAUAUGGAAUUCGAUAAUGGAUAAAACUAAAACCAAUAGCAAACGACAGCAGAUGAAAGAUGACAUCUGGGACGAAAAUAACGACAACAGUGAUAGCGACAACGAAAAUACACAAAUUGAAUCUAAGCUGAAACAGGAGGAUCUCGAACCAUCCAAAGAAAGUCAAUUGUUCCUCGGAUUCAAUUUCUUGCUAGUAGGAUUUUCUGCGAAUGAAUUUACAUUGCUUUCAAAAGCCGUUGAAAACCUUCUGGGUGAAGUAACCGAUGACAGCACUGAUAAUUCCAUAACCCAUAUAAUACUUCCUGCAUCUAAAGGCGGCCAAUCCAAUGCCAUGUUGAAGAUCAUGCCGUCUUCUCUUCUUCUGAAAAUCACGAAUGGUUACCUAAAAGUUGUGACUGAAUGGUUUGUCGAGAGAUCUAUGUAUUAUAAACGAGUGAUGACGGAUAGAUGGUGCAUGCCAAUGAAGGGGCUUGCAAAAUCGAAAAAGAAAUUCAAGAUUUGUAUAACCGGGUUCACUGGGAUUGAACAACUUCAUAUUGAGAAGCUUAUCAGCUAUUUGGACUUUGAAUAUUGUUCAAACUUGAAUUCCAAACGAGAUUUGCUAAUUGUUAACAUAAGCUUAUUCCAACCCAAUUUAAACAAGACAUCACCGCAAUUGUUCAAUUAUAAGUAUAAGGACAUUGUCAAUUGUCCAAUAUACCAGAGUGGGAACAACAACUCAUCUGUAGCUAAGAUCUCAUCCCGUAACAAGAUCAAUGCUGCCAAGAACUGGAAUAUCCCGAUCGUUUCAAUCGCAUACCUUUGGGAGAUAAUGGAACUUUCAAUGGGUAAAUCAACCCUAGUUAUGCCCGAGUUGAUCAAUUUGCAAUGGUGUUUGUUUGCACCCAGCAAUUACAGCAAGCCGAAGUCAUUAUUAGAAUAUGUCACGAAUUUGCAGCAAGCAAGCAGUUCAGCGGAGAAGGGCGAAGAGAAGGAGAGUCAAAGUGAUACCCAAGUAAGAUUACCUUCACCCCGCAAGGCCAAGGGUAAAACACGCUAUGGGAGACUUGGAGGUGCUCAAUCGGUAUCUAACAGCAUAAAACGUGUGAUUGAACAUGACGAAGAACAGCAGACGCAAAAUGAAGAAGCGUGCUUUGAUAUUACUAACAUUGAGGAAGACGAUGAAGAAUUGAAUCAAGUCAGAUACCAAGACACAGAUUCUAUCCGGACUGAAGAGCAGUUGAUGAGAAAGUUAAGCGGAACAGAAAUGUUAGACCAAGAAAAGCCUCGUAAAAGGACAAGAACAAGAAGGAAUUAG
Spathaspora passalidarum NRRL Y-27907 is the source of this 2109-nucleotide messenger RNA. RefSeq names its product protein kinase activating protein. The coding region runs from base 1 to 2109 and encodes 702 amino acids. Lineage: Eukaryota; Fungi; Ascomycota; Pichiomycetes; Serinales; Debaryomycetaceae. The record is from RefSeq and is a predicted model, not a curated record. The transcript has a single exon. Gene Ontology annotation, biological process: mitotic DNA replication checkpoint signaling; mitotic G2 DNA damage checkpoint signaling; DNA replication initiation.